Laccaria bicolor S238N-H82 is the source of this 1583-nucleotide messenger RNA. It is a transcript of the gene HCD-2, whose product is annotated as 3-hydroxyacyl-CoA-dehydrogenase, mitochondrial. NCBI's taxonomy places the organism in Eukaryota, Fungi, Basidiomycota, Agaricomycetes, Agaricales, Hydnangiaceae. The record is from RefSeq and is a predicted model, not a curated record. The coding region runs from base 42 to 905 and encodes 287 amino acids. The transcript has 15 exons.
UUAAGCUUUUGCUCGUCCUCACUAUCAAGUACAGUGUAACUAUGCCCGGUAGACUACAGAAUAAGGUUGCAAUCGUAACAGGAGCUGGAUCAGGCAUCGGGCUGGAAUCUUCUAUCUUGUUUGCACAAGAAGGAGCAAAUGUCGUGCUUGUGGAUAUUAACCUUGAAGCAGCCCAGAAUGCCGUGACCUUGAUCGCAACCCGAUCCCCCAAUGUCAAAGUGCUGGCAACAAAAGCGGACGUGAGCAAGGAGGCCGAUGUCAAAGCCGCUGUCGAUUUAGCCAUAAAUGAGUUUGGCAGAUUGGAUGUUAUGGCAAGUUUCAACAACGCAGGCAUCAUGCACCCUGCUGAUGACAACGCUUUAAACACUGAAGAGCACAUCUGGGAUCUUACUAUGCAGAUCAACUUGAAAGGUGUUUGGUGGGGUUGCAAGUAUGCAAUCAUUGCGAUGCGCGAAACCCCCACGGAUGAGGCCAAGGGAUUGCAUCGUGGCGGCAGUAUCAUCAAUACUGCAAGCUUCGUCGCUUUAAUGGGUGCUGCAACCCCACAGCUGGCAUAUACUGCAUCUAAAGGAGGUGUUCUCGCAAUGACCCGUGAACUUGCUAUGGUUCAUGCUAGGGAAGGCAUUCGCAUCAAUUCUCUUUGUCCUGGCCCUUUAAAGACUCCUCUCCUCAUGGAUUUCCUCGAUACCGAGGAGAAACGUCAGCGCAGACUUGUCCACCUUCCUAUGGGCCGCUUUGGCGAAGCAGUGGAACUCGCCAACGCUGCUCUUUUUCUUGCCAGCGAUGAAAGUAGUUAUGUGACGGGAACCGACUUCAAGGUCGACGGCGGACUUUCUUCAGCAUACGUCACUGCAGUCGGAGAGCCCGCACUUCCCCCACCAAUAAGUUUGGCCACUCGGCAGUGAUUCCCUGUUAUAUCGUACAAUCGAACGUUAGCUAAGAUUGAGACAAGUUGUAAUGUGAUCAAUCUGGAUAAAUCAAUGAACUAAAUUUAAAGUUCCUUGCGUCUCUUGACACCCUCAGCUUUCCUGAUCUUCGUGAUCUCUUUGCCGAUUUCAUUAUUGAUGCGUUUAUGCAUGGCAGGUCGGUAUCCAAGACCGAACAAUAUCUCAAGAUGCACAAAGAACGGUGCCAGUACAACAGCCCCUAUGAGGUUAUUGAGGAGAGCCGGAGCACGCUUCUCUGCAAGUCCAUGUCCAAGAAACUGUGCAACCCAUGAAGCAGCUUGCAGAAGACCCGCCCAGAUCAAGUAGCCUGGACGUUGCGAAAAUGCGAUUGCGCUGAGGAGGGACAGCACCAGUUGAGGGGCGUAAAACAAUGCAGCGACGGGUUCAAGAAUAAAAUAAUAGACCAGAUAUAACGCAGCAUGUAUUGUGGCGUAGUUCAAAUCAAAAACGAGGUAUUCGUUGAAUGCGUAGUGGAUCGUGGGCAUAAAUGAGGGCAUGGGUAAUGGGGCAACGAGUGCAUGAGCGGACCAGAGAAUAAUCGGCACGCAGAUGAUGUGGAUGAGGACGUUGACUUUAUUGGAGUGGUAGGCCCCAUAAAAGGUGAGCUGUUUGUCAACGUUGAAUAGAUGGGAGAGC